UUAUUGGGGUUGACUUUCACAUUACAAGUAUUGAACCAUCGUUCUGAUAGUUAUUCACUUCAUCUCUUCUGAGUUUCUUUGCAAUCGUUUGUUUAGAUUUUCUUCAUCAAAGACUUGAAUUUAUAGGAUCCUUCAAGUGCAUCAUCAAUGGCGUCUUCUUCUACUUCAUCCAUUUACAAGAGUUUUAAGUAUGAUGUGUUUUUGAGUUUUAGAGGUGAAGACACCCGUACAAAUUUCGUUGAUCAUCUUUAUUAUGCUCUUCAGCAGAAAAACAUUCAUACAUACAAAGAUGAUGAGAGAAUCAAGAAGGGUAAAAGGAUCUGUGAUGAGCUCAUCAGAUCCAUUGAAGACUCAAAACUAUACAUCAUUGUUUUCUCAAAGAACUAUGCCUCUUCUUCUUGGUGCUUGGAUGAGCUUGUGAAGAUCAUGGAGUGUCACAAGACCAACGAGCAUACUGCUUACCCUGUUUUCUAUGAUUUGGAACCCUCCGAAGUCCGCAAACAAAGCGGGGCAGUUGAAAAAGCCUUUGCUAAGCAUGAAAACGAAGAGGCUGCUGGGAAAUGGAGGGAGGCUCUGAAAGACGCAGCAGAUUUGGCUGGGUGGGAGUUGAAGAAGACAGUUGAUGGGCACGAAGCUAAAUUCAUCCAAAAAAUUGUUGAAGUGCUUUCACUAGAGUUACGAGCCAUCAAUUUCAACAUUGAUGAAAAGUUAGUAGGCAUGGAGACCCGGAUGAAUGAUGUUUUGUCAUCUUUGGGAACUUGUUCUAAUGAUGUACGCAUGAUCGGAAUCAAGGGAAUUGGAGGUGGUGGGAAGACAACUUUAGCCAGGGCUGUUUUUGAUCAAAUAUCCUUUCAAUUCGAAGGUAAAAGCUUCGUUGAAAAUGUUAGAGAAGUUUCCAAAGCUUCUUUGUCCGGUUUAAAGUCGUUGCAAAACCAAAUCCUUUCCGAUGUCUUAAAUGAUCAGGGCAUCUCUGUUAGUAGUGUUUAUGACGGAAAAAACAUGAUGAAGAGGAGGAUGCCUGGUAAAAAGGUUCUUCUUGUUCUAGAUGAUGUGGAUCAUAUAGAGCAGCUUGAGGCAUUAGCCGGUGAAACAAAUUGGUUUAAGCCAGGAAGCAGAAUUAUCAUUACAACAAGAGAUGAGCAAGUACUUGUUGCACAUGGAGUGAAGUCGAUUCAUAACGUCCGGUUGUUAUUGGAUGAGGAAGCAAUUUGCCUCUUCAGUAGGUAUGCAUUUGGGAGAGUGAUACAAAAUCUAGGGUACGAAGAGUUGAGUCAGCAAGUUGUGCAUUAUGCUGCUGGUCUUCCCUUGACGCUUAAAGUUUUGGGUUCGUUUCUUCGUGGUAAAAAUGAGCUUGAAUGGACAGAUGCCCUAGAACGACUAAAAAUAAUUCCAUUGAUGGAAACUCUGAAAAAAUUGGAAAUAAGCUAUGACGAUCUAGAAGAGGAUUACAAGGAAAUAUUCCUAAAUGUUGCAAGCAUACUAAAAGGAUGGUCGAAAGCAAGCACAAUCAAAGCACUUGAAAGCUGUGGAUUUCAUGCUAGAAAUGGUUUAAGAGUUCUUGAGCAAAAAUCUCUCAUAACUGUUGAUAAUGUUCGGGGUGAAGAGUAUCUAAGCAUGCAUGACCAUAUUGAAGAAAUGGGCAGGAACAUUAUUCGUCGUUCACACCCGGAUAACCCUAACAAACAUAGUCGAUUGUGGAUUAACAAAGAAAUUGUAGAUAUAUUGGCUAAUGACUUGGGUACUGAAGCGACAAGAUAUAUACAGUUGUACACGACGGAAAUCAGUCCACAAAUUGUGAUGAAAGGUCUUAGGAAGAUGAAGGAACUUAGAUUUCUUCACGUGUCUGUGGGCUCUAUUGAUGCAAGUAAAAUUGACUGUUUUUGUUCGAAUUUGAAAUUUUUGAGGUAUUUGUGUUGGAACCAUUACCCUUUUAGGUCUUUACCUAAAACAUUUCAAGCAGAUAAUCUUGUUGCACUUUACAUGACUGAGAGCAGAAUUGUACAACUUUGGGAAGGGGGAGAAAGAAAGCUUCUUAACAAACUGAGAUUCCUUGACCUCAGUUAUUCAAUGUUGAGGACCCUUGAUCUUGGGCUUACUCCAAAUAUCGAGAUGUUGAAUCUUAAAGCAUGUCAUAAUUUGGUAGAAGUGCACAUGAUUGGUGGAUGUUUAAAGCUCAUAACUGUCGACCUCGGUUUUUCAAUGUUGAGAACCCUUGACCUUGGGUCGGCUCCCAAUAUUGAGCGGUUAGAUCUUGAACAUUGUUCGGAAUUGAUAGAACUUCGCUUGUCCAAUAUAUGUUUAAAUCUUAGAUCCCUCAAACUCAAUAAUUUAAAAUUGAGGAACCUUGACAUUGGGUUGACUCCGUGUCUCGAGUAUUUAGAUCUUAAAGAGUGUUACAAUCUGGUAGAACUUCACAUGGCCGAUGAAUGUCUAAAAAAGCUUGUCUACUUAGACUUAAGUGGUUGCUUGAGGUUUAAAUCUUUUAAGUUUGAAAUAAAUAUGGAUGCUUCUUGUAGUGAGGUUGAAUCACUUGAGGUUGGUCCUUUAGCUGAGUUACAUCUGAGUGUGGGGCCCAUACUUGUAUUAUGCCCCGUUCACCCCGACAGUAAUUUGCCAAAGUUUCAGUUUAAAUGUUUUUAUAGAGAAGAUCAGCCCUUACUGACUAGAAACCUUGAGAAGCUUAUUUCUGUAGGUAUGUGUGUUUGCACAAACCUUUAUACGUUUUCAAGAAGCAUUUGUGGGUUACAACGCUUAAAAAAACUUAAACUCCACGGUGGUAUUCCCGAGGCCCCUAGGGACCUUGGUCAGCUAGAAUAUCUAGAGCAAUUAGAUUUGUCACAUACACAUAUUAAACAUCUUCCUGAUAGUAUUUGUAUGUUGAAAAAUCUGAAAUCUCUCAAACUUAAAUCGUGUGUGCUUCUUGAGAAGUUACCCGAGGAUCUUGGUCGGUUAGAAUGUUUAAAGAAGCUAACUGUUACAUCUGCAAUGAUUAAAGAUGUUCCUGAGAGCAUUUGUAUGUUGAAACAACUGGAAUCUCUCAAACUUAGUUAUUGUUCGUUUCUCGAAAAACUACCAGAGGAUCUUGGCCAAUUAGAAUGUUUAAAGAAGCUAGAUUUGUCAUCUACAAACAUUAAAGGUAUUCCUGAUAGCAUUUGUAUGUUGAAGGAUCUUGAAUCUCUUGAUCUUUCUUGUGUGUUGCUUGAGAAGUUACCUGAGGAUCUUGGCCAAUUAGAAUAUCUAGAUUAUCUUGACCUCAGCUAUUGUAAGUUUUUACAAGAUAUUCCUGACAGCAUCUGUCAGAUGAAAUGUCUAACGUAUCUCUGGCUCUGUUAUUCUCCUCAACUUAAGAAAUUGCCUGAGGAACUUGGAACUUUAGAAUGGUUAAAAUAUUUAGAUUUAAGAGGCACGUGCAUAAGUCAUCUUCCGCAGAGCAUCUUAUUGUGGAAAGGUCUUUGUAUUACUACGGGAAAAGUGCGACUCGAUUUAUCCGGUCCAUACUGCUAUGUACGGGUCUCAAAAGAUGAUUUUGAGAGGCUCAGAAGGCCCGGAAAAAAAGCCAAAAUUAAUUAAUUUUUCAGAUGUUGAGUUAGAACUCAGAAUUGGCGAUGGUUUGGCAUAUCAUAAAGGGAAGAGCAAUCAACACACAAGGUGAUUUGGCAAACAACUUUUGCAAAACUAUUUGUUUGGCUUACAUCAUUCAAUCAGAACUCUCCUUUAUCUACACCAAUGCCUCAAAAAUCUGAUACAAAUAAAUAUCAUGUUGAGGAAGAUCAUCCAAAUACAAAGCAAUGUUCAGUGAUAUAAUUAGGUAGCGUUUUAAAAAUACAAAUGUCUUUUAUUAAUAAAAUUUGUAAGUACAAAGCUAGAAAUGGGUAGAUUUAAAAUUACAAUGCCUUAAUAAGAAAAAUAGAUUUAAGGUACAAUCUUUUUCUUAUAGAAAGAAUCAUCUGUCAGAUAAAUAUCAGUUUAAAAGGUUUACACUUUGAAUAUAUGAAAUUAUCAAUGCAUUUCUUUGCCUUCUAUGGAUGUGCUGAUUAUUGAUUCAAUUUUGAGUACUUGGAGUAAUUGAAUAGGGUGGAACUAAUGUGAAUGAAUCAAAAGUUGUAAUUUUUUGUCCUACCCAAAAUGGUGAUACUUAUGUACUUUCAUCUAUUUGCAUAUUAUAGCAUUAGAGCUUCAAUUCUCUCUAUUACAGCAUAGUACUUUCAGAUUUACUUACUAAGGCAUUACAUUUUGGAAACUUUUACCCAAUUAUAACAUUGUAUUUUCAUUUUUUUCAUACUAGCAAUGGAAAUUGCUUUGCAAUCAGAUAACAUUGCUAUAAUUGUUUUUUUAAAAGUAGAAUGCUGUAAUAGGAAUCAAUAAUUCGGUAUAUUUUUCGUAGUAUAAUGCUGUAAUACAAAAAGUCAAUACAAGUAGGAUGCUAUAAUAAACGAAAUCAAUGUAAGUACAUUGCUAUUUCUUGCAUUUAGCUCAAAUUUCAUUAAACUUAAAAAGAGGUCAUACCAAAUCACGAAUAAGGCUAUUUACCAUCUUUUUUUCUUGAGAAUUUAUAAAACGAUGUAUGCAAUUAAAAAUAUUUACCAACGAAUGAGACUUCAAAGAGAACAUCUGAUACAUUAAAGAGAGUUAGGACACUCUUGGGUUAGUCUUUCAUAAUGUUGUCAUCAAAUAAUGUACCAAUGUAGAAAGAUAAUAAAUUAAGGAUGCUGAUAAUACUUCUCCUCAUGGUGCUGUGCAGAAAAAUAUAUGAUGUUAAACACAAAAUAUCAACAGUGAAUUAUAUAUUUUCAAAAGGAAUAACAGGUUUAAACCAAGUUAAUAGUUAACCUACAAGCUACAAUAGAACAACAUAAUGUAUCACAAGACAACAUCAAGUCAAGAGUAGAGAGAGAUAAAAUCAUCUAUUAACAUCAAGUUUAUAACCAUAUUUUGUCUAGAGUAUUCAAAUGUACAAUACCAAAUCACAGAAAGCAAAAUUACAAAAAACAGAAUUCACAAGACAAUGUCACUAGAGCAUUUAUGCAAACACCUUGUGUGCAUAUCAAUGUUCAACCAGUAUUUAACUAUGUAAUUUUGUAUGAAAGUGAAAAAGAAAGAAAUACAGAGUAGAAUAUACAAAAUCAUAGAUAGAUUGUAUAAUGACUGAUGGGUACCUUAGUAUUUCUGAUUUGUCUCUAUCAUCUAUGAAGGUGCUAGCAUCAUCAGUUUGGGAUCAUCCUAGUGAGUGGUUAUCAGGUUAUGUGUUAAGAUUAGCGACUACAAUGGAGCAAUUAGUAUAUAGUAGACUCGGAGUAAGUGAAGAUUGAAGAUUGAUGAACAAUAAGUCCGAGACCAAUAUCACUAAAAGAAAAAGUGAAAGAUUACAUUUGGCAAUUAAUUAGUUUGUGUCUUGGGAUUACAGAAACAUGUGUGUUCACCAUUGCGAUUGCAACAGUGUAUGAGGAAUCUUGACUUUAUCUUCUCGUCUUCAUAAUGGACGCCUUAAUCGGUGAAUGGCUCGUCUUCUAUUGCUACUUCCGUUGGUCCACAGAUACAAAGCAUAUGAUUUAAAACUUUUUAAAAAGAGUAAAUUACAAAAAUGUUCCUGUGAUUGCAAUUUUAUUCUAACUUUUGAUAUUCUUUGAUAGUAUUUGUGGAAUAUUUUCUUGAAA
Molecule: messenger RNA, 5654 nt
Organism: Lactuca sativa (garden lettuce)
Lineage: Eukaryota; Viridiplantae; Streptophyta; Magnoliopsida; Asterales; Asteraceae
Source: RefSeq, a predicted model, not a curated record